AUGGAGGUAGACGAAGCCACGAACGAAGCCUCUCUAGACCAUAAGAUUCCUCUAAAGCCCCAGAGAGGUUACAUAGACGAGUCUGUCUACCGCGCUAUCGGCACACGACUAAGCCUCCGGCAGUGUUACCGCGAAAACUGGACGAAACAUUCAAAAUAUUGGAACAGGGACCAUGUCAGACUUUAUACCUUGUUACGCAUGUUGGGAUUCCAGGACGGCGAUCAUGUUUUCAAACGAUUCGAGCGCGAAGGUGUUGAUGACUUCUGGCUGCCUUUGAAUAAUGCCAUUUUGAAGAAGAUCAAGUCAGAUUCACUACCAGAGUUUGACGACGAGCUGGAGUUUGCAAAAGCGCAGUCCUACGUUAUGUCUGAUCCGCAGCAAAUGGACGAACAAAACCUAGUUCGUCCAUUCUUUGCGCGACAGUACGAACAAGACAAGCAAAGAUCUCGACCGCGACACAGAUACAUAGAGCACGGGAUCGACUUUUUUACAGACGAGGGGCAAAUUGGCGUGGGCGGCUCCGCCGACGUUAGACGUUUCCGGCAUGAAACCUCGGGCAAGGACUUUGCAUGCAAGCGUCUUCUGCGAAGGACCAAUCCCAAUCUAAAGGAUUUAAAAGAUCAACGGAACCGGCUAGAAUCUUUCAAGAAGGAGAUAGACGCAUUGAAAGAACUUCAAUACCAUCGCCAUGUCGUUAGUCUCGUGGCGAGCUUUACGGAAUUGGAAAGCUUCUCUCUCAUCCUGGACCCAAUCGCUGACCAAGUACUCUUGGAUUUGCUAAAGCGAACGGAUUUACUUUCAGAACAAGAUGUUGCAACCCUGUAUAACUCUUUCAAUUGCCUUGCCACAGCGUUACAAUUCCUUCAUGGGAAGAAUAUUCGUCAUAAAGAUAUCAAGCCCAGCAAUAUCCUUCUAGGCGACGGUAGAGUCUUGCUUUGCGACUUUGGUAUCUCUCAUAAGUGGACGGAUAGCGAUAAUGGAACGACUGAGGGAGUCACCAGCUUCACACACCGUUACGCUGCCCCCGAGGUUCUCCGCUGGGACGCUAGUCGCAACUCGACAACAGAUAUUUGGUCUCUAGGAUGCGUGUUCUUGGAGGUACUCAGUGUUGUCAAAGGCUUUUCUUUCAAUUAUAUAUUGGAAGGUAACGGAUUGUCUUACGGCUCGUUUGGGGAACAUGAGAUGGCGGCUUGGUCUAAGAAGAUCGACGUCUUGUCAGAUGAUACUGUGCAUAACCUGCCAAUGAUCUGGGUUCUAAAAAAUGGUAGGUUGCAGGCAAUACAUAAAGACAAAAGCUUACAGUUGAUUAGAUGCGGCAUGACCCGAAGCAACGAUUAG
Molecule: messenger RNA, 1338 nt
Organism: Didymosphaeria variabile
Lineage: Eukaryota; Fungi; Ascomycota; Dothideomycetes; Pleosporales; Didymosphaeriaceae
Exons: 1
Coding region: 1-1338 (445 amino acids)
Biological process (GO): peptidyl-threonine phosphorylation; peptidyl-serine phosphorylation
Molecular function (GO): protein serine/threonine kinase activity; ATP binding
Source: RefSeq, a predicted model, not a curated record